Molecule: messenger RNA, 9151 nt
Organism: Eptesicus fuscus (big brown bat)
Lineage: Eukaryota; Metazoa; Chordata; Mammalia; Chiroptera; Vespertilionidae
Gene: SF3B3
Product: splicing factor 3b subunit 3
Exons: 26
Coding region: 269-3922 (1217 amino acids)
Biological process (GO): mRNA splicing, via spliceosome
Cellular component (GO): nucleus; U2 snRNP
Molecular function (GO): U2 snRNA binding; protein binding
Source: RefSeq, a predicted model, not a curated record
AACCGGAAGGCCCUCAUUUUGAGAGCUAAUGGCGGAUGCCGGCGUGUCGGCGUUGGCGGUGGCUUAGGCCUUGAAGGAACUCUGCAUCCGUUGGAUAUCUACACCAUCUUCCCGGCUGCAGGGUAAAGAACCAGCCCUCCGUCUUCCCCCCGGCCCACGGAGGCGUAGAGCGGCCAUAUAGCAGUGUGCGCCGGUUUUCGCUUGCUUUGACUUGGUGUAAUCAACGCUUGGAUUGUGGAGAGGUGGGUUACUCAGUGGUGGUGUCACCAUGUUCCUGUACAACUUGACCUUGCAGCGAGCCACUGGUAUCAGCUUUGCCAUUCAUGGCAACUUCUCUGGAACCAAACAACAGGAAAUUGUUGUUUCUCGUGGGAAGAUCUUGGAGCUGCUUCGCCCGGAUCCCAACACUGGCAAAGUACACACCCUACUAACUGUGGAAGUAUUUGGUGUUAUUCGGUCACUCAUGGCCUUUAGGCUGACAGGUGGCACCAAAGACUACAUUGUGGUUGGCAGUGAUUCGGGUCGGAUUGUUAUCCUGGAAUAUCAGCCAUCUAAGAAUAUGUUUGAGAAAAUUCACCAAGAGACCUUUGGCAAGAGUGGAUGCCGCCGUAUUGUUCCUGGCCAGUUCUUAGCUGUGGAUCCCAAAGGGCGAGCUGUGAUGAUUAGUGCCAUUGAAAAACAGAAAUUGGUGUAUAUCUUAAACAGAGAUGCUGCAGCCCGGCUUACCAUCUCCUCUCCCCUGGAGGCCCACAAGGCGAACACUUUAGUAUAUCAUGUGGUUGGAGUAGAUGUGGGAUUUGAAAAUCCAAUGUUUGCUUGUCUGGAAAUGGAUUAUGAGGAAGCAGACAAUGAUCCAACAGGGGAAGCAGCAGCUAACACCCAGCAGACGCUUACUUUCUACGAGUUAGACCUUGGUUUAAAUCAUGUGGUCCGAAAAUACAGUGAACCUUUGGAGGAACAUGGCAACUUCCUUAUUACAGUUCCAGGAGGGUCAGAUGGUCCAAGUGGAGUGCUGAUCUGCUCUGAAAACUAUAUCACCUACAAGAACUUCGGUGACCAACCAGAUAUCCGCUGUCCAAUUCCCAGGAGACGGAAUGACCUGGAUGACCCUGAAAGAGGAAUGAUUUUUGUCUGCUCUGCCACCCAUAAGACCAAAUCGAUGUUCUUCUUUUUGGCCCAAACAGAGCAGGGCGAUAUCUUCAAGAUCACUUUGGAGACAGAUGAAGAUAUGGUUACUGAGAUUCGGCUCAAGUAUUUUGAUACUGUGCCUGUUGCUGCUGCCAUGUGUGUGCUUAAAACAGGCUUCCUUUUUGUAGCAUCAGAAUUCGGAAACCAUUACUUAUAUCAAAUUGCACAUCUUGGAGAUGACGAUGAAGAACCUGAGUUUUCAUCUGCCAUGCCUCUGGAAGAAGGAGACACAUUCUUCUUUCAGCCAAGACCGCUCAAAAACCUUGUGCUGGUCGAUGAGUUGGACAGCCUUUCUCCCAUUUUGUUUUGCCAGAUAGCUGAUUUGGCAAAUGAAGACACUCCACAGCUGUAUGUGGCCUGUGGUCGGGGACCCCGGUCAUCUCUGAGAGUCUUGAGGCAUGGACUUGAGGUGUCGGAAAUGGCUGUCUCUGAACUACCUGGUAACCCCAAUGCUGUCUGGACAGUGCGCCGGCACAUUGAAGAUGAGUUUGAUGCCUACAUCAUUGUGUCUUUCGUGAAUGCCACACUUGUGUUGUCUAUCGGAGAGACGGUGGAAGAAGUGACUGACUCUGGGUUCCUGGGCACCACUCCAACCUUGUCCUGCUCCUUGUUAGGAGAUGAUGCCUUGGUGCAGGUGUAUCCUGAUGGUAUUCGGCACAUCCGAGCAGACAAGAGAGUCAAUGAGUGGAAGACUCCUGGAAAGAAAACAAUUGUGAAAUGUGCAGUGAACCAGCGACAAGUAGUGAUUGCCCUGACAGGAGGAGAGCUGGUGUAUUUUGAGAUGGAUCCUUCAGGACAGCUGAAUGAGUACACAGAGCGGAAGGAGAUGUCAGCAGAUGUGGUGUGCAUGAGUCUGGCCAAUGUGCCUCCUGGAGAGCAGCGAUCUCGCUUCCUGGCUGUGGGACUGGUAGACAACACUGUCAGAAUCAUCUCCUUGGACCCCUCAGACUGUUUGCAACCUCUGAGCAUGCAGGCUCUCCCAGCCCAACCCGAAUCCUUGUGUAUCGUGGAAAUGGGUGGGACAGAGAAGCAGGAUGAGCUGGGUGAGAGGGGCUCUAUUGGCUUCCUAUACCUGAAUAUUGGGCUACAGAAUGGUGUGCUGCUGAGAACUGUCCUGGACCCUGUCACUGGGGAUCUGUCUGACACCCGGACUAGGUACCUGGGGUCCCGUCCUGUGAAACUCUUUCGUGUUCGGAUGCAAGGCCAGGAGGCAGUGUUGGCCAUGUCAAGCCGCUCAUGGUUGAGCUAUUCUUACCAAUCUCGUUUCCAUCUUACCCCCCUAUCUUAUGAGACCCUGGAAUUUGCAUCUGGCUUCGCCUCUGAACAGUGUCCCGAAGGCAUUGUGGCCAUCUCCACCAAUACCCUGAGGAUUUUGGCAUUGGAGAAGCUAGGUGCUGUCUUUAAUCAAGUAGCCUUUCCACUGCAGUACACACCCAGGAAAUUUGUCAUUCACCCUGAGAGUAACAACCUUAUCAUCAUUGAGACUGACCACAAUGCCUACACUGAGGCUACAAAAGCUCAGAGGAAGCAGCAGAUGGCAGAGGAAAUGGUGGAAGCAGCAGGGGAGGAUGAGCGGGAGCUAGCUGCAGAGAUGGCAGCAGCAUUCCUCAAUGAGAACCUCCCUGAGUCCAUUUUUGGAGCUCCCAAGGCUGGCAAUGGGCAGUGGGCCUCUGUGAUCCGAGUGAUGAAUCCUAUUCAGGGUAACACACUGGACCUUGUCCAGCUGGAACAGAAUGAAGCUGCUUUUAGUGUGGCCGUGUGCAGGUUCUCCAACACUGGUGAGGAUUGGUAUGUGCUGGUGGGCGUGGCCAAAGACCUGAUACUGAACCCCCGAUCUGUAGCAGGUGGCUUUGUCUAUACCUACAAGCUUGUGAACAAUGGGGAAAAACUGGAGUUUUUGCAUAAGACUCCAGUGGAAGAGGUCCCUGCUGCUAUUGCCCCAUUCCAGGGUAGGGUGUUGAUUGGUGUGGGGAAGCUUCUGCGAGUCUAUGACCUGGGAAAAAAGAAGUUACUUCGAAAAUGUGAGAACAAGCAUAUUGCCAAUUACAUCUCUGGGAUCCAGACUAUCGGGCAUAGGGUAAUUGUGUCUGACGUCCAAGAAAGUUUCAUCUGGGUUCGCUACAAGCGUAAUGAGAACCAGCUCAUCAUCUUUGCCGAUGACACCUACCCCCGGUGGGUCACUACAGCUAGCCUUCUUGAUUAUGACACUGUGGCUGGGGCAGACAAGUUUGGCAACAUUUGUGUGGUGAGGCUCCCACCUAACACCAAUGACGAAGUGGAUGAGGACCCCACAGGAAACAAAGCCCUGUGGGACCGGGGCUUGCUCAAUGGGGCCUCUCAGAAGGCAGAGGUGAUCAUGAACUAUCAUGUGGGCGAGACAGUACUGUCGUUACAGAAGACUACACUAAUCCCUGGAGGCUCAGAAUCGCUUGUCUAUACCACCUUGUCAGGAGGAAUUGGCAUCCUUGUUCCGUUCACAUCUCAUGAGGACCAUGACUUCUUCCAGCAUGUGGAAAUGCACCUCCGGUCUGAGCAUCCUCCUCUCUGUGGGCGAGACCACCUCAGCUUUCGUUCUUAUUAUUUCCCUGUUAAGAAUGUGAUUGAUGGAGACCUCUGUGAGCAGUUCAACUCUAUGGAACCCAACAAACAAAAGAAUGUCUCUGAAGAACUGGACCGAACCCCACCCGAGGUGUCCAAGAAGCUUGAGGACAUCCGGACCCGCUAUGCCUUCUGAGCCCUUCUUUUUUCUAUGGGGCUUGUCAAAGACUGUGUGUUUUGUUUUCCUCGCUACCUGGCUCUGAACCCAUAUGGCAGAAGAAGGGUGGCUGGAUCAUUAAGACUUCCCCUAGAGUGAUUGGUUUUCCCUAAAAUUGGCACUGAGAUUCACUGUGCUUCUCGCUGCCUGGUACAUAAUAUAUUGCCUCGGGUCCAGUGUGGAAUACAAUGCCCCGUAAUCCCCAAAACUUUUCCUGCAUUGAUAUUUCUGGCUCUCAUGUCUGCUUUUGUACACACCUUUAAUUUUUAACUGGUUUUCCUGUAAAUAAAGUUUUGUAUAAUGUUAUCUUUGUAGGAGGGAGGGAGGGAGGCAAGCAAGCUGAUGUGGGGACCAGGUUGGAUAUAGUAUAACUCUUGAGUUGUGCCACUCUGGAACCUAGCCAGAAAUACAAACCUAGUUUUUAAGGUAGCUGGUGUCCAUGUGUCUUUUCUAGGGAUGAGAAUUUAGGUGAGAGAAUUGAGCCUGAGUUGGAGCAGGAAGAGCUGAGAGUAUCCUCCUUCCAGCUCCCUGCAUGGAUUUCUGCAUCCUGUCCGCCUGCUUUCAGCAUUAUGGUUUUUUUGGCUUUCUCUAGUCUUCUAUGCAGAUGAACUUGGCUCAGUAACCAUGUGGUCACCCAUGCAUGCCUCUUCCCAGUAGAUAUUGAGGAAGAAUGGCUGAUUUCUCCCCUGUGUUAGCUUCUACUUCGAGGUCUUAGAGUGUAGGAUUUGGCAUGAAUUCCAUCUGGGUAGUCUCAACAGAUGCUCCCUUUACAGCUCCUGUAAUGAUUUUUUUGCCCUAUGACUACUAGGAAGGAUCAAUAAGUACAGAAGUACGCAGAUAUUAGCCUGCCCUUGGGAGCAAAGUUUAUGUAGAACCUGUUUAAAGGCACAUGGGUAGCUAGGGGGCCUGUCUGCAGCAUAUAGGCAGGCUCUGGAGGGCCUUUAUGGUGUGAGGAAACACCACUGGUAGGUAGCCUGUCAGGUGGAAGUGAGCCAGUCUCAAAUUUUCUUUCUAGCCCACACCUAAGGAUUCACCUUCCUCCUGCCCAGCUGUGUGGGAAGCCCUAAUCUUUCAGGCAGCUUCACUGAACCUGGAGAGAGCUAAGCUCACUGCUCUUCUCAGUGAACAUUUACUUCAUAUAGUGAAUGUUCUUUUAUGUGCAUGUGAUCAGCCACUUUUGUUGAGUAGAUUGUGGCUCAGCAUUGGGUUAAAAUCAGGAAUGGGGGUGAUAGACAAACACUUUGACCCCAAACAACCCACAGUCCAGUGCAGAGAGGGUUCCUGAUGGUGUUCCCCAUGUGCUGUGAAUCCCUCCUUUAAAAAACUUAAGUUGAUUUCAGAGAGGAAGGGAGAGAAACAUCAAUGAUGAGAAUCUGCCCAGCUGCCUCAUGCACACCCCCUAUGGGGAUCCAGCCUACAACCCAGUGUGUGCCCUCACCAGGUACCCAACCGUGACAUGCUGGUUCAUAGGUUGAUGCUCAACCACAGCUAUACCAGCAGAGCUGAAUCCCUUUCAUUAUGAUUUGGUUUUAGAUCAGUUGAUAGAGACUCAGAUUUUGCUAUGAGUUGGAUCCCCAAAUAAGUUUUCUUAGUUCAAGGAUUUGCAUGGUACACAAUACUGUCAAAUAGCAUUUGUGCAGCCUAAUGCCAGGGUCCACUUUUCCUGGGGCCCCCACCUAAACUCAUUUCAUUUAGUCUCAGACUAUGUGAUGUUGACAUGCAGUGGACUGAGAUGAGAAACAGCUUAGAUGUUUGAGCAGCACCUCCUUGUUCCUACCCUCUUCCAUAGUAGUGGGAGGUAUGUACAAAAGGAAAAUGUGAUCUCUAUAGAAUCUGGAAUUGUGCCAUCUUUUUUAAAUGAUAAAUGGCAGUUUAUUAGUUACAUAAUCACAUGGGGGUUGCACUCAGGAACCCAGUAAACUAGGGGCUGUGAGAGGCAGGCAGGCUUAGUGGUAUCAAGAGGAUAGGUGCCACCUGGUUCCUGUGGGAGAAUGUGAUUACCUUGUUUGAAUAAGUCCAGGGACUGCCCAGAACUGCUAUAAGCAGGAACCAUGCCUGGUCCUUUGAUCAGGAGGGUUGUUUAGGGAACAUUAUCCACAAGAGCAGAGUGGGGAGGGAAACUUGUAGUUAGGCCAUUUGAAGCCCUUCUGGUUUUCUCGCGUAUAAUAUUGAGGGUUAAUUUUAAAUUUUAUACAACUGGGAAUGUGGUCAUCUGAUUACUGCCCUACUGGUGAGCUACAGGUAGGCCAGGCAAGGGUGGAAUUUAUGUUGGGUUGUCUUGUGCUUCCAGAUUCAUUUUUCAUUCCUCUGUAACCCAAAGCCCAACAAAAAUGAUAGAAACUCAGUGGGAUUGUCCCAGAACUAGGGUCCAUGUUGUGAAAGGUUGACAGAUGACAGCAGAUUAUGAGCUAAUACGCCAAGCAUUGUGCUAAGCACAGAAAUUCUCAGGGCCUGCUCAGAUGAACUUGACAUUCCAGCAGGGGAAAGAAAGCUUACACGUGUGAAACUAUCAGCCAAAAUGUGUUUACAAUAGAAGGAGAACUAGAAUCCGGCAACAGGAUUUAUGCUGGUGUGGCCAAAUAACAGCUGAGUGGAUUUGAACAAGCCAUUUAAAACUUCUGAGUCUUGGUUCCCUGUCCAUAGAAAGUAAAGGGAGGUGUAACAUCAGCUGUACAGAAUUCCCUGUAUAUGUUGCCCAGCCUUCCUUAAAAUAGCAUCUUGGUUCCUAAGAAUCUCAACAUUAACCAAAAAGUCCAAGUGGCCCUGUAUCUUGGGAUUAUAAAUUUUGUAUGUUUUAUUUUUUCUCAAAUUUUCCUAAACAAGGAAAUCAUCCUUUAGGCCACUCAAUAAAAAUAAGGAUUCUUAGGCACCUCCCUCUGAAGACUGGAGCAAUAAGUCUGGAAUGGGAAGUUAUAAAUAAAUUGAGACACGAACUCACAAGGUCCAAGUUCAGUCAAGUCUGUGCCUCUGAUUAGAUCUAUGACAUUGGUCAGGCCAGUUGACUUCUCAUCCAUAACAGGGAGAUAAGCGGAGUUGGUGUGAGAGUACAAUGAGUACAUACCAGAGUACCCGGCACUCAGCCCAGCACAUUGUGGGCGCUUACUGAGCCAAAACUGAGCUCUUAAUAUUUGGGCGUAGGUCAGCACAAUGGAAUCUCCUUCCUCUAGGAACCACCAAAUAACUAUGGACCCAAUGAAGUCUCCUUCCCACCCCACCCCAUACGUACCCCCUGAUGUUCUUAUUCCCCUUAUACUGCUUUGCUUUGAUGUCUCUGUUGAUGUAACCACAGGGGUGCUGGAUAAGAUAGUGUUUCAAGGGAUAUAUAGAUAGCAUUUUAGCUCCAUAAUUGAGGGGCCUUCUCUGGAUUUGCCUCUACUGGGAUUCUUACAGUUGGAAAGGUUGUCUUUUUUUCUUUCCAGUUUUAUUGAGAUAUAAUUGACAUACAUCUCUAUAUAAGUUUAAUGGUUUGACUUGCAUAUACUGUGAUAUGAUUAUAUCCAUCAUCUCAUAAAUUGAAGAAAACAUCUCACUAAUUUUAACAUGUUAUACAGCAGUGUUAACUAUAGUCAUGUACAUUACAUCCUUAGUACUUCUUUACCUUGUAACUGAAAAUUUGUACAUUCUGACCACCUUGCUUCAGUUCCCAUCCUCUCCAUCCCUCCUCUGCCUCUGAUGACUGCAAAUCUGAUCUCUUUUUCUGUGAGUUUACUUUUUUGGGAGGAGAGGUAUUUUGUUGUUUAAAUUCUGCAUUUAAACAAAAUCAUCCAGUAUUUGUCUUCUGACUUAUUUCGCUUAGCAUAUACCCUCAAGGUCCAUCCAUGUUGUUGCAAAUGGCUGGAUUUCCUUUUUUUUUGUUUGUUUGUUUUGUUAAUCUUCACCCGAGGAUAUUUUUUUCCCAUUGAUUUUUAGAGAGAGUGAAAGAGAGGGGGAGAGGCAGAAAGAGAAACAUCAAUGUGAGAGAGACACAUUGAUUGGUUGCCUCCACACAUGCCCGGAUAGGGGCGUGGAUUGAGCCUAAUCGAGGUAAGUGUUCUUGACUCGAAUAGAACCCUCAACCUUUCAGUCCAUGGGCUGACGCUCUAACCACUGAGCAAACAGGCCAGGGCCCCUUCAUUUUUUAAUGCACAUACUACAGCUUCUUUAUCCAUUCAUCUUUCAGUGGACACUUAGGUUGUUUCCAUGUCUUGGCUAUUACAAAUGAACAUGUGAGUACAGAUAUCUUUUUCAAGUUAGUGUUUUUGUUUCCGUUGGAUGUAUUCCCAAGUGGAAUUAGUAGAUCAUAUGGUAGUUCUAUUUUUAAUUUUCAAAGGAUUCUCUAUACUGUUUUCCAUAGUGACUGGAUCAGUCCUAACAACAGUACACAAGGGUUCCCUUUUCUUCAUAUCCUCACCAGAAUUUAUCUUUUUAUUGGCCAUUAACACAGGCAUGAGGUGAUAAUUGUAGUUUUGAUUUGUAUUUUCCUAAUGACUAAUGAGGUUGAGCAUCUUUUCAUGUACCUGUUGACUAUUUGUAUAUCUUCUUUGGAAAAAAGCCUGUUCAGGUCCUUUGCCCAUUUUUUAAUUGGAUUUUUCGUUUUGGUUUUUCCUAUUGAGUUGUAUGGGUUCUUUAUGCAUUUUGGAUAUUCAAGUAAUCUCCCCCAUUCCUUAGGUUGUCUUUUCACUUUGUUGAUUAUUUCUUUUGCUGUGCAGCUUUUUAGUUUGAUGUAGUCUCACUUAUUUGUUUAUUUUGUUGCAUGUGCUUUAGAUGUCAUGUCUGGGAGUUGUCAACCGUUGAGCUUCCUCUCCAUAUCUGUCCAUGAGUUUGCUUGUUCUCAUCAAGAGAGAAGACUCUGGCAAGUGGAAUUUCUGGACCACAGGCACAAGGAAUUAGGCUGGACUAUAUUGAGAGCAGGACUUUUGUCUAGUUCAUGGCUGUUGCCCCAGGACCUACAAAAGGUGCAUCAUAAAUAUUUAGAGAUUGAGGAUGAGGCUAAAUUACAAAUCCUACCUGUGUAGGUAUUAAGGGGAUCUAAUCAACUCCUUUGGUUUAGUUGAGCAACCCGGUAAACAGGGAAUUGUCCAGCCUUGUAAAACACACCAGAAGCUGCCAUGGAACUCAGAAGGGGUAAUAUCAAGACACAGGCGAUUGUGCUAGGUUGUUAGGAUGGCUCCCACCCUGCUUCUCUGUUGAGGGCCUACAACUUGGGUCGAAUAAAGGACUGAAAAGGUU